AUGCCAUCACGAACAUCACCUACCGGCUUCAAGCCGCUGGAGGACACAUUGCUGUUCAAACCACUCAAACUGGGCGCCAUCAGCCUCGAACACCGAGUUAUGAUGGCCCCCCUGACCCGUAUGAGAGGCUCCAAGGAAUCCGACGGUGUCUAUGUUCCAAACGACUUGGUGGUUGAAUAUUACUCUCAGCGUGCAAGCAAAGGCGGCUUCCAAUUGACUGAGGCAUGCCCAAUCAGCCGGUUAUCUUGCGGCUACCCUGGUGUUCCAGGAAUCUUCACCCAAAGCCAAAUCGCCGGCUGGAAGAAAGUGACUGAUGCCGUUCACGCGAAGGGCGGAUUCAUCUACUGUCAACUAUGGCACGUCGGUCGAGCCACCGUUCCAGGCUUACUCGGCGGUCAGGAUGCCGUCAGCUCAAGCAACAUCCCAAUCUCGGGAAAGGCCUUGGACGGAUCCGACUAUUCUUCGACUCCCCCAAAGUCGUUGUCCGUAGAGGGCAUCCAUGAAAUCGUGCAGGAAGAGGCUGCUGCCGCCAAGCGAGCCCUGGAAGCUGGGUUUGACGGUGUAGAGAUUCACGCUGCGAAUGGUUAUCUUUUGGACCAGUUCCUCCACGACAAUGUCAACACCCGGACUGAUUCUUACGGUGGAUCGGUGGAAAACCGUUGCCGAUUCCCGCUUGAAGUCAUCAAGGCCGUCACCGAGGCUGUAGGAGCAGAUAAAGUCGGCAUUCGGUUGUCACCUUACAACUAUUUCCAAGACACCAAGGACUCCAACCCUAACGCCCAUUGGGCAUAUCUGUGCGAGCAGAUUGCCGCAUUGCCUCAAGCCAACCGCCCUGCAUACGUCCACAUGGUCGAACCGAGAUUCGACGAAGUCCUUGAUGAGUCCGCAAAGCUGCUUGCUCUCCAACAGCCAACUACGGAAACGUCAGUAGCCUCCAGAGCAAACGAGGGCAAGCCAUCUUUAGUGCCUUUCCGAAAUAUCCUGAAGAAGGGUGACAUUCAGUUCAUUGCUGCCGGGAAUUUCAAUGCUGAGAAUGCCGCUCCAAAGGUAGAGUCUGGCGAUGCCGAUGGCAUCAUUUUUGGUCGUUGGUUCAUUGCCAAUCCAGACCUCCCCAAGCGACUGGCUGAGGGACUCCCGUUGAACCAGUACGAUCGCACAACAUUCUAUGGCGCAGACCCUCCCGAGAAGGGCUACGUCGACUACCCAUUCUACAAGGAAGAGGAGGUCUCUGCAUAG
This is a messenger RNA of Exophiala spinifera, 1236 nucleotides long. RefSeq lists its product as uncharacterized. Lineage: Eukaryota; Fungi; Ascomycota; Eurotiomycetes; Chaetothyriales; Herpotrichiellaceae. The coding region runs from base 1 to 1236 and encodes 411 amino acids. The transcript is spliced from 2 exons. Gene Ontology annotation, molecular function: NADPH dehydrogenase activity; FMN binding. The record is from RefSeq and is a predicted model, not a curated record.